ACUCUAUACAAUAAUCUGAAAAAGAUAGCUCGUGAUCCCACAAAGAUUCUCUUUGGGCAACACAAAGCAACCUUAUCUGGUGCCUCAGGAGGACGAGCUCCAUUCAAGAUACAUACACACGAUGGCGCGUUCAAGUCCUGGGAGUUUACGACCAAUAUGGUAGACAACAAGCACGAAGAUGAUCUAUGUGACGUCAAACAAGUAACUGGCCAAUACCCAGCAUUUACUGGUUUUGAUUUCUACCAAAUGGAUUCUGAUUGGAUUAAAACUGUUACGUAUCUCACCAAGAAAGCUUACAGUAGAGGGAUGGUGGUCGCCAUGUCUUGGCAUGUUAAUAAUUUUGCUAACGGAGGAAACGCCUGGAGUAUGGGUAAUGAACAACAUAUAGUUCGAGAACUGCUCCCGGGUGGCAAACACCCGCAUCAUUACAUGGAUAUUCUGGACAAAAUUGCUCACUGGGCUAACUCUUUGCUUGAUUCCAAGGGAAGGCACAUACCCAUCAUAUUCCGCCCAUUCCACGAGUCUAAUGGCGGAUGGUUUUGGUGGGGUUUAGGUAAUAGAGUAAACAAUACACCCAAGGAUCUUCAGGAUAUUUAUCGUUAUACCGUUAAAUAUCUUCGAGAUACUAAAGGCGUUCAUAACUUCCUGUAUGCAUUCAGUCCAGGCUCGGGUUACAAGAGCAUGACGGAAGAUGGUGGUAUAGCAUCUUACAUGGCGGCGUAUCCUGGUGAUGAUUAUGUUGAUAUUCUUGGACUAGACGAUUAUGGCGAUUUGUCCGCAACUUCAAAAUUACAGAAAUUUGUAGAUUAUUUGAAUGAAUUAGUAACAGUGGCUGAGAAAAAAGACAAAGUACCUGCUUUAACAGAGGCUGGUCUGACCAAUAGUCGCAUCAAUGAGGUCCAUAAUUUCUGGUCUGAUCGCGUUUUGAGCGCUAUUAAAGGGACGAGGUAUGUCCAAAAGAGAGAUGCAGCUAAGAGAAUCGCUUAUAUGAACACGUGGACAAACUAUUGUUCUUCCACUAAAUGUGAUUUGUUUACACCCUAUGCUGGCCAUCCUGGUGAGAAAUAUUUUGUCGACUUCUUCAAGGAUCCUCUCAUGUGCUUUGGUGAUUAUGUCAAACAGCAUGAUAUGUAUAGUUAAUAAGUUUAAAUAUUAUUCAUU
Molecule: messenger RNA, 1161 nt
Organism: Patella vulgata (common limpet)
Lineage: Eukaryota; Metazoa; Mollusca; Gastropoda; Patellidae
Product: mannan endo-1,4-beta-mannosidase
Exons: 2
Coding region: 157-1140 (327 amino acids)
Biological process (GO): substituted mannan metabolic process
Molecular function (GO): mannan endo-1,4-beta-mannosidase activity
Source: RefSeq, a predicted model, not a curated record